UUUUCGGACUAUAUGGCUUCAAGGGACGGGCUAGUUGGCACUUGAUCGAAUGUCCAAAUUUUGGGCGCAUCUUUGCGAGACACAAACCUGCAGGGCACCACCAUCAUACCAUAAAUAGACACCGGGAGACUGGCUUCGGCUGCUUCAAUUAUUCGUGCUGCUCCAAUUAGUUUGUCCGUUGCCGAUUCUAAAUCAAUGGUCCGAUUAGAACUGAAGGAACCCGGGGCGGUACCAACAUCUACAUAUUUUAAUACGGGAACGCAUCCCUACAUUCAGGCGAGACAAAGAAACAGCACAACCGAAAGAAAUAAUUGAAGCAAGUCAGCAACGAUGUCCAGCGGAGUCCUGAGCCGACCUGGUGUAUCCAUCUACUACGAAAUCCGCGGUUCCGGUCCACCGCUUCUCAUAAUCCCAGCGGCUCAUGGAACGCACCUAACCCACGAAGACCUCGCCUUGCGGCUAUCGUCCCAAUACACUGUUAUCGGCUUCGAUCGGCGAGGGUCCCUCCGCAGUCGCUUCCUCUCUCCACCAACGCAAGAACAGCAACGAACCCUGCUGAAGGACACCGUCGACGACAUAGUCGCUCUCAUACAGCACCUCUCACCUGACCAGCCAGUCCUCAUCUACAGCAUUUCACUCGGUUGCAUGCAUGCCCUUGAACUGCUCAGCACUCAUCCGGACUUGGUCCGAGAGAUAGUUGUCCAUGACCCGUGCAUACCAUGCCUCCUACCAAAGCAGAGCUAUGAGCAGGUCUCUGCAGCAUUCCAGUCGACCGUUUCGAUAUACAAGGCCCAUGGUCCAGCUGCCGCCUCGGAGACAUUUGUCCCGGUCGUAACGAGCGAUGAAGACCGUGCGCUGCUUCGUGACUCGCCCACACACAAGAAGCUCCUUGCGUUGUCAAUUCUCUGUUUCAACUUCCUCUUCGAAUAUGAGUUACCUGUCCUGCUAGGAUACCAAGUGCCCUUCCCUGUGUUGAUGGCCUAUCGGGAAAAGAUUACUCUCAUCAGGGGUGAAUUGUCCUCAACUCCGUUGACCACUGAACCGAUCACCACCUUAGGUGCCCAGUUAGGCCUACCGGUGAAGAUGGUAGCCGGUGGGCAUCUGCCAUCCGCUACUCAUCCCGAGGCCUUCACAGAAGAGUUGUUGAGCAUUCUGGGGGAAGCAUUGUGAGGCUUUCUUGAAAAUCUUCUCCGCUGCCUUUCCGGAGCAGAACACCCAAUUCUGUUCUUGUCCAGCCUUGUCCUAGACAUAUGAGUGGCGUAUAUAGCAAACUUAAUCUCGAUUAACGGGCAAUAGAGGACAAUCAAAUAUAGUUAGACUUCGGACAUAC
Messenger RNA from Aspergillus eucalypticola CBS 122712, 1330 nucleotides. Its product is annotated as alpha/beta fold hydrolase. The transcript has a single exon. Gene Ontology annotation, molecular function: triacylglycerol lipase activity. Bases 331 to 1170 code for a protein of 279 amino acids. Lineage: Eukaryota; Fungi; Ascomycota; Eurotiomycetes; Eurotiales; Aspergillaceae. The record is from RefSeq and is a predicted model, not a curated record. Gene Ontology annotation, biological process: glycerolipid catabolic process.